CAGAGAGAGUCCCGAAUCUUAGAAGUCUUUGGAAGCCGGGGCAUCUGUUACUUAAGAAUGGAAGAGGACACAGAUUUUAGACUCAGCAAAGCACUACCUGAGCCAGAUAAUUUCACCAACACCAAAAAAACAAAACUAGAUCUUCAAAAUCUGCCCUUGGAAGAGGGAAGCAAACAGGAGGUCGAUACUUUGGCUGUGUGCUCCGACGAGGACCAAAAUUGUCAGCCUGGUUUGGAAAAGGAAGAUACCAUCAGUGAUGGAACUUCCAAAGGUGAAGAAGGAAAAGCUGAUGUGUUAGGCUCUUUGUUAGCAGAAAAAACUAAUGAUUUGCUGAAUCAGUUCGCCUGUGAUACAAAAGAGAAGUGGAAUUCUAAAACUGAGGUAAUCGGACCAUCACCUGAAUUCUCAUUAGGCAGAAUUCUUGACAAAAACCAGAGAGCUAUUUUGCAUAGUGCCAUUAGGCAGAAAUUUCCUUUCUUAAUAACUGUAGGAAAGAGCAAUGAAAUUGUUGUAAAACCAAAUCUUGAGUAUAAAGAACUUUGUCACUUGGUAUCUGAAGAAGAAGCAUUUGACUUUUUUAGAUAUUUGGAUGCCAAGAAAGAAAAGUCCACAUUUACCUUUAAACCUGAUACAAACAAAGAGCACAGAAAAGCUGUCCACCAUUUUGUCAACAAAAAGUUUGGAAAUCUUGUGGAAACCAAGUCUUUUCCUGUCCGGAAUUGCAAUGCGGAUAAUCCAAGUAUGAUUACAGUAAGAUUUCGGGAAAAAGUACACAAGCACAGGAAAAGGUCUCUUCCUGAGUUCCAGGAAAGAAAAGCCAUAUAUACAGCCUUCACCCUACAAAAAGAAAAUCUGGAAAAGUUUGAAGCAGUUGGUGUUUUAGCCAUCAAACUUGGUGUGAUUCCUUCAGAGUUUAGUUAUGUAGGACUUAAAGAAAAGAAAGCCAUCACCUAUCAAUCAAUGGUUGUUAGAAAAGUGACUCCAAAGAGGUUGAAAAAUAUUGAAAAAGAAAUUGAAAAGAAAAGGAUGAAUCUGUUCAAUAUUCGGUCUGCCGAUGAUUUCCUUAGACUUGGUCAGCUUAAAGGAAAUCACUUUGAUAUUGUCAUCCGGAACUUAAGAAACCAAAAAAAUGAUUCUGCAAACCUGAGAGAGAGAAUUUUGGAAGCAAUAGAAAAUGUUAAGAAUAAAGGGUUUGUGAAUUAUUAUGGACCUCAGAGAUUUGGGAUGGGAAGGAAAGUUCACACAGAUCAAAUUGGAUUGGCUUUGCUGAAGAGUGAAAUGGUGAAGUCUGUGAAAUUAUUUCUCACACCAGAAGUUUUGGAUGAUCCUGUAAAUAGAGCAAAGAAAUAUUUUCUUCAAACUGAGGAUGCGAGAGGCACACUUUCCCUGCUGCCUGAAUUCAGAGUCCGAGAGAGAGCGCUGCUGGAGUCCCUGCACCGCUUUGGCAUGACAGAGGACGGCUGCGUCCAGGCCUGGUUCUCUUUCCCCCACUCUAUGCGCGUGUUCUAUGUCCAUGCAUACGGCAGCAGAGUUUGGAAUGAGGCAGUAUCUUACAGACUUGCAACCUAUGGAUCCCGAGUAGUGGAGGGUGACUUGGUCUGUUUGGAUGAAGAUGUUGACGAGAAUGUCCCAAAUACCAAGGUUCGUCCAGUAACUAAAGAAGAGGAGACAGCUAAUACAUAUGCGAUACGUCAGGUGGUUCUCCCCGUGCUGGGAUACAGCAUUCAGUACCCGGAGAACCGAGUGGGGCAGUGGUUCCAGGACACACUCAGAAGAGAUGGACUACAGACGUGUAGGUUUAGAGUGCCUGCCCUGAAACUGAAUGUCCCGGGGUGCUAUAGACAGAUUUUAAAACAUCCCCAUAACCUCUCAUACCAGCUAAUGGAAGAACAAGAUAUUGAUGGCAAAACGGAAAGUUCCCACACUGAUGGAGCAACUUUGUCUCUUUCGAUCUCUUUUGAUCUUGAUGCUUCGUGUUAUGCUACCGUUUGUCUGAGGGAAGUCAUGAAGCAUGACUUUUAAAACUGAUACCCUUGGUACAGUCGUGUAUAUGUCACUCCUUAAAGGCAAGGGAGCCAAAGGACCUUCAGCAUCUCCCCUGUGUUGGGAGCUUUCUAUUAUUAUCUCCUUUAGUUAAACAACAUCCUGGUGAAGCAGGAAUUUAAUGCUGACGUUCCAGAGGACAUACAGCUACUGAGGGGCAAGAUCUGCUUUGAAGACUCCAGAGCCAGUGCUCUUUCUAGUAUCUCAUGUUUCCGUGACCGUUAUGCUGCACUAUAUGGUUACAAACUUUCUGGACUAUUAGACGCACAUAAUAUGCAACGUAAGAAAAAUCAUUUUGGAGUAAGGUGUGUAUCCUCUAGUUCCUUGCUUAGAAUGUAGAUGAAACUAGGUUGUAAUGAAAGCAUAUGGUUGGAGAAAAAGACGGAUGAAACAUUUUGUUAAUUAUUCUCAUUCUUUUAUAUUUUUGAAAGUAUUGAUGAGCAUAAUGCAACAGGGAAAUAUGAUCCUUCUAUUUAUGAUAGCUACCCCAGGGUAGUUUACCUCUGAGUAAGUAAUCUUUGAUGAAGAUUGAAAUAAAGUAUUUCAUACAGUUUCUUUAUCUUGAAAAAAAAA
Molecule: messenger RNA, 2616 nt
Organism: Manis pentadactyla (Chinese pangolin)
Lineage: Eukaryota; Metazoa; Chordata; Mammalia; Pholidota; Manidae
Product: pseudouridylate synthase PUS7L-like
Exons: 2
Coding region: 58-2022 (654 amino acids)
Biological process (GO): pseudouridine synthesis
Cellular component (GO): nucleus
Molecular function (GO): RNA binding; pseudouridine synthase activity
Source: RefSeq, a predicted model, not a curated record